Pecten maximus is the source of this 798-nucleotide messenger RNA. RefSeq names its product cell wall protein DAN4-like. Bases 28 to 639 code for a protein of 203 amino acids. Gene Ontology annotation, molecular function: protein binding. The record is from RefSeq and is a predicted model, not a curated record. NCBI's taxonomy places the organism in Eukaryota, Metazoa, Mollusca, Bivalvia, Pectinida, Pectinidae. The transcript has 2 exons.
UAUAGAGAUGCAGUAAGUGGUAAAGUAAUGUCUACUAAUGUGUCAGGGGAGAGCACUCUAACCGGAGUCAUCCGGGGUCUGCAGCCCUCCACAGUCUAUCAGAUAUUAGUCCAAUGUAUCAACGACGUAGGUCUAGGUCCAGCGAGCAGACCCUUUCUCACCGUCACCACCAAUCCUCUACCUACUACAGCUCCCACUACAUCAACCACCCUCGUCACCACCACUACUACUACUGCCACUACCAGCACCACCACUACCAGCACCACUACCACCACCGCUCCGAUAACGUCCAAGUCAACAAGCAUUACUUCGCCAAGAAUUGUAACUCCUGCCACAACGAAAAUAGUACAAACCACGAAAACGCUGCCAGUCGGUAUUUCUACGACACAUGUGGUGUCAAACCCGAAAUUAUCGUCAUCAUCCGUUACGAUAAAUCAACUAUCUCCUAAAGUCACUGCUCCACUGGUAACUUCAGGUGCAACAAUAGCGCUUAUGUCCACAAGCAGCAGUGAUAUGACGUCAAUCUUUACCAAAAAGUUUCCUUCGUCCUACUUAAUACAUACGACCACGCCCAUAGCAAUGACGAGGCCAUCAGAAACUACACGCAAAGGCAAGCAUCCAUCUAAGUACCCUGAUUAAGACAUGUGCUAGAUAGCAUGUUGACUGCUUCUCAGUUAUGUUGUGUUUAGUUAGAGACUCCUUUACCACACACACGCGGACAUUGUAAGAUUAACCUGUUGCCCCUUACGUUGUGGAUAAUGCUUUAUACCGCAAUGGUGUCAGAUAAAAGAUUAAACU